AUGGCAAACAAUAAAGUUAUUUUCGGUGUCUUGUGUUUGGUCACACUGACCGCGGCUCUGCCCGCUGAGGAGACGCGCGGCCAUGCCCGCAACGCCAUCGGCGGCGAGAACGACAUUAUGGAUAGCAUCUAUAGCGACUGUCUGCGCAAGGAUUCCGUCUCGUGUGUCAAAUACAAGUUGUUCAACUUUGUUGACAAGGUGCUCGGUGCCCGCGACCAGUUCGCCCUCACUGAGGGUGUGACUGUGGUCCGCUCGUCCGAUGCCCCAGUGCAGGAGGCCGCUCGCUCCAUCUCGGGUGAUGAGUCAUUCGAAUCGUUGGCCCUUAACCGCAUCAGCAGCUUCCUUAACUCGCAUACCAUCAAGGUCGAACUGAAGGGUGCCGAUAUUGUUCAAGCUGUUAGCUCUACCGGACGUGCCCUCGAAGAUGCUUCCGAGUCGCUGUUCGGCAGCAACGACCCCAACGCCCCAGAGGAGAGCCGUGGCAAGAAGAAGAAGGCCGCCAAAAUCCUGGGACCCAUUCUGGCUUUGGUUGCCCUGAAGGCUGCCGCUUUGUUGCCCCUGCUGCUCGGUGCCAUCGCUUUGAUUGCCGGCAAGGCUCUGUUGAUCGGUAAGAUUGCCCUCGUCCUCUCCGCCGUGAUUGGCCUGAAGAAGCUGCUGUCACAGGAGAAACAUGUCACCUAUGAGGUGGUUGCCCAUCCCCAUCACAGCAGCAGCCAUUCGACCAGCCAUGACUCUUAUGGCAGCGGUUACAGCGCCGAUGCGGGUGCAUCUUCCGCUUCAUACGGCAGCAGCGGUCAUGGUGGUUGGGGACGUUCCAUCGAUGCCCAGGAUUUGGCCUAUGGUGCCCAGAAACCUCAGGCUUAA
Drosophila willistoni is the source of this 864-nucleotide messenger RNA. RefSeq lists its product as uncharacterized. Lineage: Eukaryota; Metazoa; Arthropoda; Insecta; Diptera; Drosophilidae. The record is from RefSeq and is a predicted model, not a curated record. Bases 1 to 864 code for a protein of 287 amino acids. The transcript has a single exon.